Molecule: messenger RNA, 1693 nt
Organism: Dermacentor albipictus
Lineage: Eukaryota; Metazoa; Arthropoda; Arachnida; Ixodida; Ixodidae
Source: RefSeq, a predicted model, not a curated record
AGAAGAGAUAGUUCGAGCAGUUGAGCCAUUUCUCCUGUCGGUUCAAGGACAAGAUGGUCGGCGCUUCGAAGAACCACCCAAAGUCCGCCCUGCGCGCGUCUUCUCCGCAACUUCGGGAACGUCGGGUUUCCUUUGCCAUGCCUUACGUCGAAGAGAGCACCGCUCACGUGACCGGGCCCUCCGCGGCUCCGGUUUUCCAGCCAGCCACGGAAGGCCCACUGUUCGCGGCCUACCCUUACGGAGGUGAUGCCACCCAUGGGACCCAGCACGGAAUGUAUUAUGGGUCCGUCGGCGCACCGAUACCUUCGUCUGCGCGUGCCUUGUUUGAACAUCCGCUGCCAGUAAUUACUGGCCCGUUCACGGAACAGAUCGCGACGGCGCGCGGUAUCUAUUGGGUGAAGCCUCCACUUGGCAGCAGAGCCUCCCAAACCUUCUCAGCCUACCCCCACCUGGAAGCCAUUCCGGAAGGACCGACGUACGACGACAGCCCAACAUCAGCGCGUUCGACCAUGCGCAACGUCGGCGUUGCAGCGCUGACAGCUGCCCUCUUGGCCGUCGUCAUAGUAGUGGCGUUGGCAGUCGAGUUGCCGGCUCCAAUCAUUGACACCGGCACCUCAGAAAUGUCGCACGUGGUGGUGAAGUUACACUCAGGAGACGUAAGGAACGCCGCGCCACGUCCGCCCCUCAAGGCUCCGGUGAGAACACUACCGGACGUGACCUUUCGUCCGCGUGCAAGGGCAUCCAUGCCACACAAAAUCACCGAUCACCGGCGACUUCUGCCAAACGCUUCGCAGCGCGGUAUGUCCGCCAGCACUGCGACAACGCCGGGGACACGCACUGCGACGAGCAUGCGGCGACAUAGUGGUAACCGAACGCUUUCGCACGAGUGUGGCGGCCACUUCUACACCUACUGCACCGCUGCUGCCGUGGCGAGCGGGGUCUACUACAGCGCCUCGUCGCACGCCUGCCUCUCCGCGGCGGAGGACAGCGUGCACCUGUGCAACCGCGGCGCCAACCGCUUCCCGAACCUCGGGGGCUGCCUGGCCAGCUGCGUGCACGCGGACGGCGGAGAACCGCACGACCGCUGCUACGAGAGCACCCUCUUCACCACUUGCACGAGGCAAGACGUGCCGGAAGCGUGGUGGUACUACAACGGCUCUGCGUGCACCGAGUGGAACUUCCCGCUCGGCAAGUGCCCGUCCCUAGGCCGGAGAGUGUACCGCUCCCGCGAGGAGUGCGACAGAGCGUGCCCACUGCGUCGACAACGUGGUAACACCACCGUCAGUAGGCGUCGCCGGUGCGACUCGCCUGCUGCUACCACGUGCACUCCGCAACAGGUCAAGUACCCGUACUUCGCCGACAUGCAAGCGCAGAGCAGCGCCAGAUGCGUCAAGGCGACGAGCCACACUCUUCAGGAACGACGCUGCCUCAUCGGAUCGAACCGAUUCGAUUCGGUCGCCAGUUGCGAACAGAGCUGCGUCCACUUGUGACGGAGGUCACCUUGAAGCGACCUAACGCAGCUCAGGCGAUCCGUUACAGUAUUGCAUCCUGGAAUAAACUUCGCCACGCGACAAGACUCUUCUCAUCAUCGCGCGGCCACGAACAUACUGGUCAAAACAUGCUGUUAAGCCAAUCGAUUCAUUAUGGCAACAAACGGCGCCAGAGAACACAAGAGACAAGGCAACGAGAUCGC